Messenger RNA from Pseudoliparis swirei, 1794 nucleotides. Its product is annotated as dynein regulatory complex subunit 4-like. The transcript is spliced from 11 exons. NCBI's taxonomy places the organism in Eukaryota, Metazoa, Chordata, Actinopteri, Perciformes, Liparidae. Gene Ontology annotation, cellular component: motile cilium; Golgi apparatus; microtubule. The coding region runs from base 1 to 1734 and encodes 577 amino acids. Gene Ontology annotation, biological process: flagellated sperm motility. The record is from RefSeq and is a predicted model, not a curated record. Gene Ontology annotation, molecular function: small GTPase binding; microtubule binding.
AUGGCGGCGCCGGCGGCGAACCCGGUGAUGAUGGCGGCAACGCCUCCAAAGACUGUCAGGAAAAAGGCUGCGAAGGGGAAGUCGGUGGACAAGCAUUCAACCGAUGAGAGGCUCAAAGAGCAGCCUCCAAAGACUGUCAGGAAAAAGGCUGCGAAGGGGAAGUCGGUGGACAAGCGUUCAACCGAUGAGAGGCUCAAAGAGCAGGCUCACCCAGUAGGCCCACUGGGUGAGCCUACUGGGGGGGUCGCCGCACGCCAGCUCACACGACCACGCAGAACCGACACAAAAUGUCCCCCGCGACCGCUCCAGCUGGAGGAGGACAUCGUGCGCCUCCGAGAGGAGCUGGUCAGAGAGCGGCGGGAGAAGAGCGACUUCCAGCUGGAGAGGAGCGGGAUGCAGGACCGCUGGGAGAACUGCAGGAGGAGGCUGGAGGAGGAGCAGGCCGAGCUGAGGAGGAAGCAGAGGGAGAGAGAGGAGGCGGAGCAUCGCCACCGAGAGGAGAUCACCGUGUACAAUCAGAGGCUGAAGCACGUCCUGUCCGAACACCGCGACGCCGCCAACGCGCUGAAGGCGGACGGCGUGACCUCCACCGUCCCGCUGCUGAGCCGCCACGCGCAGGCAGAGCUGGAGCUGCGGCGGGAAGCGCUGCGCCUGCAGGCGGCGAGCAGGGAGCAGACGCUCCACGGAGAGAACGAGCUGACGGAGCUGAAGCUGGAGCAGCAGGCGGAGUUGGUGGAGCUGGAGAAACGCUGCAGGGAACGAGUCCAAGGUGAAGCAGGAGGGCCGGCCUGUUGGGGCGUUGCCUUGUCAGAAACUGUGACUCCCCCCCUCGCCGUCCCAAUAGUGAUGGUGACAAAGCGUGAGACGAGCGAGGAGUCCGUCAUCGCGGCGCACUCCAGGCAGCAGGGCCGCGCCACGCAGCAGGGGGAGCGCCGCAUGAGGAUCAGCGUCGACGCCGUGGUGGAGCGGCACGACCGAGCCCUGCAGCACCUGAACUCACACGGCUCGGCUCAGCGCCGACUGCUGGACAAGCAGAGCAAGCUGAAGUUGAAAAUUGCAGAGGAGAUGAAGCUGAAGGUGCGGGUGGAGAAGCGGAUGUCAGAGGUGGAGCAGGAGAACCAGCGCCUGAAGGAGGCUCUGCCCGAAGGCCAACGGAAGCUCUCCGAGUCACAGGAGCAGCUGGAGGCCCACCAGCAGGCCUGCGCCAAGGAUCUGGCGGCGAACACCAAAGCCCGCGUGAAGGCGCUGGGCCGCGCCCACCGGGAGCUGUCGGUGAACCACGUGGUGCUGGAGCAGGCCGUGGAGGAGGUUCAGCGGGAGAUCGAGGAGCGGUCGCGGAUCCAGACGGCGGCCAUCUUGGAGGCGGAGCAGGAGGCCGGCCUGAAGCACCUGGUGCUGGAGAGGAAGGUGGCGGCGUUGAGCCGCGUGGCGGAGAAAAAGGAGGCGGAGCUCUGCGCCGCGCUGUCCGCCUCCAACAUCGACCAAUCAGCAGCCGGCGGCGCCACUGACAAACUCCAGGAACUGCUGCAGUCCAAACAGGCGACGGUCAGCGGGCUGCAGUGCGACCUGGCUGGAGACCGUAAGGAGUACGAUGACCUGCUGCAGACCUGUCGGGACCGGCUGGCGGCUUCGGGCGUCCCUCUGCACGACUUCCCCUUCAAGAGCUCCAAGUGGAUCCUGGGGGGGCGGACCCGGGUCCAGGACUCAGCGGACCCACAUGACGGGCAUCAAUAAGUCUGUUCCCCUGGGCCUCGUGUUGACCAACAACAAUAAACUACGUUCCGUCUAAACGUC